AUGUCUCAUGUUGGGCCUGCUUAUGGAUCGUUGGCUGCUAAUCAAGCAAAGAUCGCAGCAAAACGUGAUCCAAAUCUUGAUCGAGAAGCACAAGAAUGGAUUGAAGCUGUAAUUGGAGAGAAAUUCCCUAGUGAACCUUACGAAGAGGCCCUCAAAGAUGGUGUUAUCUUGUGCAAAUUAAUGAAUAAACUUCAACCGGGUGCUAUUCAGAAAUACGCUACAUCAGGCGGAGCAUUCAAAUUACGUGAAAAUAUUUCAAUUUUCCAAAAUGCUGCUCGUGCAUAUGGUCUAGGUGAUGCUGAACUUUUUCAAACUAUUGAUUUAUUUGAAAAGCGUAAUAUUCCUCAAGUAACUCAAUGUGUAUUUGCACUUGGUCGAACUGCACAGAAAAAAAAGUUUAAUGGACCAAUUCUUGGUCCAAAAAUGUCUGAUACCAAUGUACGUGAAUUCACUGAAGAACAAUUACGUGCAGGACAAAGCACACUUGGUUUACUCAAUGAAGGCAUGGCGAAAGGUGCUCCAUCAGAAUGUGAACGUAUCUCUUCAAUAUCUAAAUAUCAAUUGCAAAGAGAAAAACUACAAAUCAAAGAACAAAAUCAAGAUCGAUCAUGUCAUAUUAAAACUGCGCGAGCAACAUCAGAAUUAUCAGAGAGGUCAUUUUCAAUAGAUGAUCGUCAUCGAUCUCAUAGUAGACAACGACAAUCACAACAGCGUACACUAAGCAAUUCCUCUGUUGAAAAUCUUCUCACUAAUUUGCAAAAUAUUCAAUUGCCAUCUUCAUCAUCAACCUCAUCAUCGACAUUAAAUUCAUAUAACAAUGAACAACAGCAGCAAGAAGAAGGUGAACAUUGUCUCCAAGUACUUAUAGAACUUGCGCGCGAUACAGAUUCAACGCGAAUCAAUAGAUUGGAUCGUCUUUACUCAUUUAUUGAAGAUUCUAUUGGAAUGGUUGAACUUCGUAGUUUACUUCGUUUUAUCAAAUCAUCAUCGUCUGAAAUAAAUCUCAAUGAAUCUCCUCUCAAUCUUUAUUCAUCUAUUUUACCGACUGUUAUUGCUUUAAUCUUGCUUGAAAACGAUAUUUAA
Molecule: messenger RNA, 1083 nt
Organism: Rotaria socialis
Lineage: Eukaryota; Metazoa; Rotifera; Eurotatoria; Philodinida; Philodinidae
Source: the annotation of a GenBank genome assembly